GUCUAUAGCCUGCGCAGAAAGGUCAACUGCGCAAUAGGAUGUAGGUUGGCAGAUUGACAAAUGGGUUAAAAUGGUAUAGUGUAUUUAUUGUGUAAGACAUAAUUGCGUUUCAUACAUGAUCUGGCAACUUUAGAACAUUGGACAAACAUUUUGAUUUGAUUAUUAAUUAAAUACGUUUGGACCUCGAAAAAUACGGGAGAUUACAGGGAGAAAUGACAAAACGGGAGGGGGGCGUGAGAUGGGUCAGAAUACGGGAGAAACCCGGUAAAACGGGAGAGUUGGCAGGUAUGAUAAAUAAGUCAAUAAUACUGUUAACGACUCUUUACAGGACUUCUGCACACACAGAGGGAGAGAGAGGGCGGUGUUUAGCAGAGAGUGUGAGAGAAGAUGGGAGGAGCCAACACUGGUUAUGAGGAAGUGAAGCUCAGUGCCAGACGGCAGCUUUGUUCCACGUUACACCUCUACAAAUGUUCCAGCGGUGAGAAUCUAAUUUAAAAACACUCAAACUGGACAUAGUUGCUUUCAAAAAGACGUUGGAGAGGUUGCCAUGCUUGCAUACACAGGUUAAAACAACAAGAGGACUCAGAAACUGACUGGAUUUGUCAAACUCCUGAAAGUGAAAGUAAAGUUUGUGGAAAAGUUACAACGAGAGCGAAGUUGGAACCAGAUUUAUAUUUAAUCUUGGAAAAUGGCUUCGAAACUAGAAGAGGAUAUAUCCUGUCCUGUGUGCACUGACAUCUUCAAGGACCCAGUUCUUCUGUCAUGUAGUCACAGCUUCUGUAAAGUCUGUCUGCAGCAGUACUGGGGAACCAAAGGAUCCAGAGAAUGUCCAGUCUGCAGGAGGAGGUCAUCAAAGGAUAAUCCACCAAUGAACCUUGCAUUAAAAAACCUGUGUGAGACAUUUUUACAGGAGAGAGGUCAGAGAGGAGCACUCUGUAGUCUCCAUGGCGACAAACUCAAGCUGUUUUGUCAUGAUGAUCAGCAGCUUGUGUGUCUGGUGUGCCGAGACUCAAAACUACACAGGAAUCACCAGUUCAGUCCCAUUGCUGAAGCAGCAGUUGACCGUAAGGAGGAGAUCAUGGUCAAAGUGGAUCCCUUAAAGGAAAAGCUAAAGGCUUUUGAAAAAGAAAAACUCAUCUAUGAUGAAACAGCAAAACGCAUUAAGACUAAAGCCCAGAACACAGAGAAGAUGAUCAAGGAGGAGUUUGAGAAGCUGCACCAGUUUCUACGAGAUGAAGAGGCAGCCAGGACAGCUUCACUGAGGGAGGAAGAGGAGCAGAAGAGUCAGAUGAUGAAGGAGAAGAUUGAAAAGAUGAGCAGAGAGAUCUCAUCUCUUUCAGACUCAAUCAGAGCCAUAGAAGAGAAGAUGGGAGCUGAUGACAUCAAAUUUCUACAAAACUACAAGAGCACAGUGGAAAGAGCCCAGUGCACACUGCAGGAUCCAGAGAGGGUUUCAGGAGCUCUGAUCAAUGUGGCAAAACACCUGGGCAACCUGAAGUUCAGAGUCUGGGAGAAGAUGCAGGAUAUUGUUCAAUACACUCCUGUGACUCUGGAUCCCAAAACUUCACACCCACAACUCAUCCUGUCUGAGGAUCUGACCAGUGUGAGAUUCAGUGAUAAGAGACAGCAGCUUCCAGAUAACCCAGAGAGAUUUGAUCCUUAUUUCAGUGUCCUGGGCUCUGAGGGCUUUAACUCAGGGACUCACUGCUGGGAUGUGGAGGUUGGAGAGAACACAUGGUGGAAUGUGGGUGUGAUGACAGAGUCUCUCCAGAGGAAGGGAGACUAUACCUCCAUGAGUGGACGGUGGAGUGUGGGGUAUAGUGAUGGUAAAUAUGGAACAUGUUCUACACCACAGCCCUACACUCUCCUCACAGGGAAGCAGAAACUCCAGAGGAUCAGAGUGCAGCUGGACUGGGACAGAGGAAAGCUGUCAUUUUCUGACCCUGAUAAUAACAAACACAUAUACACUGUCACACACACUUUCACUGAGAGAGUGUUUCCAUACUUUAAUGUUGCCUGUAAACUCUUUCCUCUGAGGAUGUUACCAGUGAAGGCUUCAGUGAAACAUAACCCCACUGUCUUCAUCCAUCAUAACCCCACUGACCUCAUCCAGCAUAACCCCACUGACCUCAUCCAGCAUAACCCCACUGACCUCAUCCAGCAUAACCCCACUGACCUCAUCCAGCAUAACCCCACUGUCUUCAUCCAUCAUAACCCCACUGACCUCAUCCAGCAUAACCCCACUGUCUUCAUCCAUCAUAACCCCACUGACCUCAUCCAGCAUAACCCCACUGACCUCAUCCAGCAUAACCCCACUGUCUUCAUCCAGCAUAACCCCACUGACCUCAUCCAGCAUAACCACACUGUCCUCAUCCAGCAUAACCCCACUGACCUCAUCCAGCAUAACCCCACUGACCUCAUCCAGCAUAACCCCACUGUCCUAAUUAAUCAUAACCCCACUGUCUUCAUCCAGCAUAACCACACUGUCAAAAAGUAG
This is a messenger RNA of Clupea harengus (Atlantic herring), 2497 nucleotides long. Its product is annotated as E3 ubiquitin-protein ligase TRIM39-like. The record is from RefSeq and is a predicted model, not a curated record. Lineage: Eukaryota; Metazoa; Chordata; Actinopteri; Clupeiformes; Clupeidae. Gene Ontology annotation, molecular function: zinc ion binding. The transcript is spliced from 7 exons. Bases 689 to 2497 code for a protein of 602 amino acids.